Messenger RNA from Triticum dicoccoides, 1213 nucleotides. RefSeq lists its product as uncharacterized. The transcript is spliced from 3 exons. The record is from RefSeq and is a predicted model, not a curated record. Lineage: Eukaryota; Viridiplantae; Streptophyta; Magnoliopsida; Poales; Poaceae. The coding region runs from base 241 to 1017 and encodes 258 amino acids.
CCACACUGGCGGACGGACGGCCGGCGCGCGUUGACGGCCGUUAACGGCCCGUCCGCUGUCGGAACGGCGCCUGUCGGUGGGCCAAUAAGUGAGAGCGAGCUCAGCCGCUCAUUCUCCUCCUCCUCGCUCGCUCUCACUCGUCCUCACUCCAUCCUCUCCCUCUCCCUCUCCCUGGUCCUCUGACCUAGGUCAGCCUAUCGCCGUCGCCGCCGCGGCCAUUGCUGCCGGUCGAAGGUGAGGAUGUCAUCCUGGUAUGACGAGGACAGCUCGGACGAGGACAUCAACAUGGUUUCAUUGGAUCAGCAGCUAUUUGAAACCCCUGACACUGUGGUGGAACCAUCUUUCUGUGGUUCUUACACUGAAUCUGAGCCGACGUGCAUGAUGCAUCAUCAGAGGCCGAAGAAGAUGGUGGCUUUUGAAGGUUCUUUGACUGGCAGGCGUUUCCUGGGUUGUCCUAUGCAGCAGGAUGAAGGUGUGAACUGUGGGGUUGUGGAGUGGGUGGAUGGUCCUUGGCCAGAGAUUCUACAAAGGUGCCUAACCAGGAUUUGGGACAUGUAUCAUGAGCAGAACUUGGGCAGGGUGAAUGACAAACAAGCCCAUGAGAAAGAGGUGGCCAAGCUACAGAAGGAAAUUAAUUUCCUGUCAAACAACUACAGCCAGUUGGUGGAAGAUGUAUCCAACCUAUUUGACUAUCAAGAUGGCAAGAUGUCUCAUGACAUGGACUAUACCAGUCAGGCAAUCAAUGAACUAGCUGAGAAGAAUAAACAACUUGAGGAUCAGGCAAAGAUUGAGUUAAGUAUGGAAAAGUUAAAGCUUGCCAAGGAGCAAAGGUGCAUUCUUCAAAGCCAAGCAGAGAUCAUUCAGAACAUGAGGAAGGCCAUGAAGGAAGUGGAGGGGGACAGGGACCUACUUAAGCAAGAGAAGAAGAAGUUAGAGUAUCUUAUUGCUGAUCUGCUCAAUGUUGGGCAUGACAGCAAAGCUAAGCUAGAGAGGAUCAAGGCAAUUAUGAAUGAGUGAAGUGGUUGGUUUGUGGGUUAAGUAAUUAGUAGGCCUAUAUAUAUAGCUGGCCUUGGAAUGUCAUGCAUGUUAGGUGUAUAUUUUGGGAAAGUUUCAUGUGCUUUCAAAAUGGUAUGAGGGAGGGAGGUAUUGCUAUGGUUUAAGAACUACUUGGUUUUAUCUAUGAUGUAAUGACUAUUAUGUUAAGACCUACUAU